Messenger RNA from Hydra vulgaris (swiftwater hydra), 3826 nucleotides. RefSeq names its product E3 ubiquitin-protein ligase rnf213-alpha. Lineage: Eukaryota; Metazoa; Cnidaria; Hydrozoa; Anthoathecata; Hydridae. The record is from RefSeq and is a predicted model, not a curated record. Gene Ontology annotation, molecular function: ATP hydrolysis activity; ubiquitin-protein transferase activity.
UUUGGUUAAUUAUUUUAUCUUCUAAUAACUUUUACAUGUUACAACAUUUUCACGACUUUUAUCUCCAACUGACAAAGAGAAUUUAAACAUUGAAUUAAAUGAUUUCAAAAUUGAGAUGAUUUCCCUUAUGCAGUUUCAAACAGAAAAAUCAUUCAGAGAUUGUCUAAGAGUUGUGUGCAAUGCUGAAAGUAAUAAGAAACAGCUUCUUAUUGUUCAAGCAAAUAAUGCUCAGGAGAGAAGCAAAUUAAUUGCAUGUGCACAAUACAUUUGUAAAGAGUCACAAAAACAGUUUAGAUCAAAGAACAUAUCUGUUUUAUUUAUCCUGCAGUUGAACUAUAAAGCUAAACGCCUAGACUUAUUGAGCUCAUUGUCAUUCUGGGAAUGCUGCCAUAUUGAUGAGUUACGCAGCUCAAACUUGCCUUAUCUUAUAAAAUAUUAUGGAAAAUCUUUAAAAGAAAUAAUUAGCCUUAAUGAUCUAAAACCAAAAAUGGUUCAACUAAUAUUAGGAUGUGUACAAAUGACUAUUCGACGCCUAAGUGAAAUGAAGCAAAUGGCAAUUGAAGAAAUAUCACAACGAAUUGAUAUUAUAACAAAUCUUUUAACAAGUAAACCUGAUGAUAUUCGAUAUAUGUUUAUAACAACUGUAUUGCGGCUGUUAGAAGCUGGCUUAGCUGCAGAAGAAAGCAAAUGGCAUCCUGAUUAUGUUACAAAUUGGAUUCAAAAUGAAGCAAUAGAACAAAAGUAUCAACCAUCAUAUGAAACAUUUAGACAUGCAUUAUUCUGUUAUAUGGAAGAUCGUAUUGUGCCUGUUCUCACUUCCAUUGUUUCUAGUAUUGAUAGAUUUCGUAAUCUUGAAAUUCUUCACAAUGAACCAGAAUAUACAAAGCUUUGGCUGGAAUUAUUUUCUAAGUUCACUGUUAUCUCUAACAAUGCACCCAAUAAGUUAUUGGAUCCAUAUUUUAGUUGCAAGUUUCCAUUUUCAGAUAGAAUUUUCAAAGAAAUUAAUGAUGCAUUACAAAAUUGUUUACAACCAGAUGCAACACAUGAAACACAUGAAUAUAAACAUAUAUAUGACACAAUUGGAUCAUUACCAAUGGCAAGUCUGAUUAUGGGGUCGACAACUAUGGAAGUAGAUAGUUAUUUAUUUGACAUACUACAAAUAAAGUAUCCUGAUCAUUUGCAAAGUUCUGAGCAAGGCCUACACUCUUACAAAAUCUUGGCAUAUGGUUUGAUUUCUUUUACGAAUUCUGUAGUUAUUUCAAGAAAUAAAUAUUUUGAUGCUUGUGGUAUAAAACUAAAUGAUAUAAUUAAUAACAAUAACUGUGAUAUAGUCUCUAUACACAUUGCUUUGAACACUAAAAUAUUUGAAGAAAGACUCAAAAGUAUUUCUUUGAUGCUUAUCCUUCAACCAAAAUUAAAAGAAGCUAAAUUAGGUCAAGAAUCAGAAAUAGAUAUAGAUGUUCAUUUAAUAAAUCAUUUUCUAUCUCAUUUUGCUUCUAAAUGCUUCUCUUCUGGUGUCAUUGAGGAAAUUAGAAAAACCAAAGUGUUGAUCAAUUGUGUUUUUGAGUCUGUUAUCAAAAGUAAAUGCAAUAAUGCAACAAAAGAAAUGGUGAAAAAACUACAAAUUCGUUGGUGCAGUUUUAGAAUCUGUCAAAAGUUUUCAGAUGUUGUGUUUCAAGCCUCUACAAGUUUUUGCAAUCAUCAAAUUGAUUUGUUAACCUUACUGCCAAAGAAGUUGGAAACUCUUCCAAAUGAUAUGCUAACCCGUGAAUCAUGGUAUAUAGUUGAAGCAUUUUUAAAAGAAUCUCUUUUAAUCGAUUAUUCUAACAUUAGAGAAGAUUGCUCAGUUAAUAAUUGGAAUGAGGCAUGUAAUACUGAAUUUAAUGAUAGAGAUAUAUAUCAAGAAAGAAGACAUACUGUUUUUGAAAAAGAAGAAUUCAAGAAGCGAUGCAUUUCAUUUUAUGCUGAAGUUGUUGCUUUUCAAGAAAAGAUUUUGAUAGAGUGGAUACAAAUGUCAUUGAAAAUAUUCUGGAUUAUGUUUUUUCUUCCAAAACCACUAAAGUAUUUUCCCCAAUACCAGAUUAUGCACUUGAUCCAACUCCUGUUAUUCGUUCAUUUUUACUCCAACAACUUCUUCAAAGGAGUUACAAUGAGGUCCAAAAGUAUCUCAGUCACCAUUUAGCUAUGUUAUUUUCACAUACAGACCAAAGUCAGCUUCUCGAAGUUGCAAAAGUUUUUAUAUAUUGCAUGGAGAUUCGUAGGUUGUCAACAUUUGGUCAGAUCGGUCAAAGCCAUCUAUGUUUAUGUUAUAUUCAUGUACCAAUAGAGGAAUUUUUUUUUUUUUACCAGCUAUAUUAACAGUGACUAUAUUAUUUGGAACACAGGUACUCAGCGCAAACCAUGUAUAUUAAGGUGGAGUGAAAACAACUUUUUUAAGAAAUUCGUAUUUUCUACCUGAUUUCUAUAAUAAUUAUAAGAAAACUAAAAAAAUGAGACCAAGAUGAGCAAAAUUUGACAAGAACUACACCCAGCACCAAUUUUUGAUCAAUAUUACUUAUUAUUGAAAGCGCAAACUUAAAAUUUUUAUAAAUAUUUUUUAUGAAGAAGCUUUAAAGUUAUAACAUAUUAGGUAUGAUUGUAUUAUCCAUUAGUAUUAUGACCAAAAUACUCACUUUUGCAUUGAAAAGGUUAAUCUAAUACUUUUAACUCAUUUAAAAGAUAUUUUUUGAAAUAAAGUUAAUAUUCAGCAUAUAAUAAAAUCCACGCUCUACUACUUUCCCCAAACCAUAUUUUUAAAGGUAUUCAAUUAAUAAAUAAUAAUAUUAAUUAUAAUAUCUAUAAUACUUGUUAUCAUUUAGUCAGUAAUAAUAAUUAUUAUCAUUUAUAUAUUUUGAGUUUUGUUAUAAAUUUCAGUAAAUAAAAUGUUAAGAUCAAAAACAGAUCAUCUAUUCUUUGGGUAUUCAAAGCCACUCUCUGAUGUGCAACUGUCAACAGGACUAAAUGUUAUGCGGCAUAUGGUGUAUUUAAAAGAAAAUAUAUAAGCUAUAUUACAUAUCGUUUGUCAAAUAAUAAUACAAUUAGAUGUAAUAUAUAUAUAUAUAUAUAUAUAUAUAUAUUAUAAAUUUACAGAAUCCUGCUGGAAAAACCAACAAAAAGAAUGAAGCAGGUUCAACCGCAACAGAGGUCUUAAGAAUUUGGGGAAAAUGUAACAUACCAACUGUGUCAUCAAUUCCAUUUUUGACAAAGAGAGUUUUUAACCUUUAUGAGCAGAACAUAAAGCUGCAAAAAACUCCAACAAGCAGGAAAAAUAAAGAAAACAAAUUUAAAAAAAAAAAAAACUAGCAAAAUUGUUUAAUAUAUCUGCUUGCCAAUGCAAAGAUCUAAAGAAAAGCUGCUGUGCCAAAGUUAAUAUGGUACCAGCUAUGGAGCACCCUUUCAUGGAAGAUCAAAGGAGUGAUUGCAAAAUGACUAUAGGUUCAAUAGACAAAAAAAUUACAGCAAAACUGCAGAAUAUCCAAAGCAAACAGAGCUCAAACCUUAAUUAUGCAGUGUCAUUAGAUUCUUUCAUUUCUACCAAACCUAUUACUUCGUUGAAAACACCCAGUCAUUAACACCUCAUCUUCAAAGCAGAUGCAAUUGUCUCUCCCUUCUCUCUCAUUAGCCUGUGACCGCCAUUGACUCUCAGACAGAUCGGCUGCAGCUGUGGCAUCAGCUAUACUUGAGGAUAUUGGAAUUAUUUCAUAUGAUAACAAAACACAAGUUAUUGAUCGCAGCAAGAUCAGGCGUGAGCGCAUAAAAACAAGGGAUAACCAGAAAGUUGGUGAAA